AUGUUUGAAAUUGUGGCAUUUCGUCAGUCCCCAUCCGAGGUGGAGGCCUUUGUCUAUAUUCAGCUGGUAGACUUCUCGCCCGCCCGGGUAUCCACCUUUGGAGUAAGAGUAUGCUGCAUCAUACCUGGGGUGCGCUAUAUUCGCAUCCGGGCAGCGCGGAGUACGGUGCCGACGGAGACGACAGCGAUGGAGAAGGGACUGCAGCUGCCGAGCAGGGUGCUGACGUCAGUGAAUAUGUCGGUGGCAACGCACGAGGCGGAGAAGGAGGGGCCAGCGGCAGCAGGGGCCCCGGAGGUGGCACCUCGGGAGUGGCAGCAGCAGCUACGACUGCAGCAGCCGGGAAGGGGUGUGGCAGGGCCGGCAGCGAUAGCGCCCUCAGUAGGGGCUAACCCGACCGCCAGAGCCCCUCCUCCACCACCUCCCGAGUCAAUCCCGCCCGGUCACGAGCUGGCGCUCAUUGGGAACAAUAAAAGUAAGAUACCACCCGAGGCCACACUCAGCGCUGCGAAGGCAAAGCCCCCGAAACAGCUGCGAACCGAGGGCACUAUUGGACUCAUGUACACGGCUUCACCAGGCACUCUGGAACGAGCGAGCUACAGACCGCCAGCCGGACGCGAUCCACGAGUGCAAGGGUUGGAUAGCAGGGCCGUGGACGCGGAAGGGUUCCGACUCGUGGCGGGAGGUACACGAAACGGGCAGCAUGAGUGGAACCGUGCUACCCCGAUGGACCUACCCACUUACGUGAACGACAUCCCGGAUUUAGAGCAGUUGCAGGCUGUACGCGAGGUCAUGGGUUUUGAAGGACUGAGGGACUACCAGAACUAUGAUGGACUCGGAACUCGAAAUUGCCAGGACCAAGUUUGCAAUUUCUUUGGUGCCCAGCUUGGGGCGCUCUGCAGAUCCGAAGGGCUGCUCGUGAUGAACGGCCGGAUGAGAGGGGACCUUGAAGGCCGCCUAACUUUCCCUUAA
Volvox carteri f. nagariensis is the source of this 969-nucleotide messenger RNA. RefSeq lists its product as uncharacterized. Bases 1 to 969 code for a protein of 322 amino acids. The record is from RefSeq and is a predicted model, not a curated record. Lineage: Eukaryota; Viridiplantae; Chlorophyta; Chlorophyceae; Chlamydomonadales; Volvocaceae. The transcript is spliced from 3 exons.